CUUGUAUUUUCCCAUCAAUCCCGUCAGAGCGGAAGCAUCGGUGAAGCUGCGGAGCUCUAGCCGCUGCAGCAGCGCUCUGGAUCGGCCACACACCGGGCUGACAUGCCGCGGGUAUGAUGGCUGCCUUCGGCAUUCUGAGCUACGAACACAGGCCUCUUAAACGGCCCAGACUCGGUCCACCGGACGUCUAUCCACAGGACCCGAAGCAAAAGGAGGAUGAGUUGACGGCAUUGAACGUCAAGCAAGGAUUUAACAACCAGCCGGCUGUCUCAGGCGAUGAGCAUGGCAGCGCUAAAAAUGUCAAUUUCAAUCCUUCAAAGAUCAGCUCAAACUUCAGCAGCAUCAUUGCAGAGAAGUUACGCUGCAACACAUUUCCAGACACUGGGAAGAGGAAGCCGCAGGUCAAUCAGAAGGACAAUUUCUGGCUCGUCACGGCCAGGUCUCAGAGCUCCAUUAAUAAUUGGUUCACAGACUUGGCGGGGACCAAACCCUUAACUCAGCUUGCUAAAAAGGUUCCCAUCUUCAGCAAGAAAGAGGAAGUGUUUGGCUACCUUGCUAAAUACUCUGUCCCAGUGAUGCGAUCUGCCUGGAUGAUUAAAAUGACAUGUGCAUAUCAUGCUGCCAUAACUGAAACUAAGGUGAAGAAGAGGCAUGUCAUUGACCCCUGCAUAGAAUGGACUCAGAUAAUUACUAAAUACCUGUGGGAGCAGCUGCAGAAGGUGGCAGAGUUUUACAGACAGUCUCCCAGCCAGGGCUGCGGGUCUCCUCUUCCCGCUCCUCCUGCAGAGGUCGAAACUGCAAUGAAACAGUGGGAGUACAACGAGAAACUGGCCAUGUUCAUGUUCCAGGAUGGCAUGUUAGACAGACAUGAGUUCCUCACCUGGGUGCUGGAGUGUUUUGAGAAGAUCAGACCCGGGGAAGACGAGCUUCUGCGAUUGCUGCUGCCGCUCCUCUUACAGUAUUCUGGGGAGUUUGUGCAGUCAGCAUAUUUAUCUAGACGGCUGGCGUAUUUCUGCACGCGCCGGCUCAAUUUGCUGCUGAGCGAUGGCAGUCUCGGCCCAGGCCCGGGCGGGCACCCGGCCCACAGCAUUUCGGCACAGCAAGGGAACGCUCUGCCCCCCACCCCCACCUCCCAGCCUUCAGGGGGCAACCAGCCCCAGACCCCCUUCACAGACUUCUACAUCUGUCCCCAGCACAGACCCGUGGUGUUUGGACUCAGCUGCAUGCUGCAGAGUAUCGUGUUGUGUUGCCCCAGCGCUCUGGUCUGGCACUACUCACUGACAGAUAGCCGUAAUAAGACCGGCUCCCCGUUAGACCUCUUGCCAAUCGCCCCCUCUAACCUGCCCAUGCCGGGCGGCACCAGCACCUUUAACCAGCAGGUUCGGGCCAAGGUGAGGGAGAUUGAAGAGCAGGUGAAAGAGAGAGGACAGGCUGUGGAGUUCCGCUGGUCUUUCGACAAGUGUCAGGAAACCACAGCAGGUUUCACUAUUAGUCGGGUUCUGCACACAUUGGAGGUUUUGGAUAACCACAGCUUUGAGAAGUCGGACUUUAGCAAUUCCCUGGACUCGCUGUAUAACCGGAUUUUUGGCUCGGGUCAGAGCAAAGAUGGACACGAGAUGAGUCCAGACGACGAUGCGGUGGUGACCCUGCUGUGUGAGUGGGCUGUUUCCUGUAAAAGGUCAGGGCCGCACAGAGCCAUGGUGGUGGCCAAACUCCUGGAGAAGAGACAGACGGAGAUUGAGGCAGAGAGGUGUGGAGAGUCAGAGGUCGUAGAUGAGAAAGGCUCUGUGUCAUCAGGGUCACUGUCUACUGCCACUCUGCCUGUCUUCCAGGACGUCCUACUGCAGUUCCUGGACACCCAGGCCCCUGUGCUCACUGAGCCCGGGAACGAGAGCGAGCGAGUGGAGUUCUCUAAUCUUGUGCUGCUCUUCUGCGAGCUCAUCCGUCAUGACGUCUUCUCACACAACAUCUACAUGUGCACCCUCAUCUCCCGGGGGGACCUGGCCUCCGAUUCCCAUCUGCCCCGCCCACGUUCCCCCAGCGACGAGCCCUCUGACGAAUCAGAGCGCAAAGAGCAGGAUGCAGGAAGCAGUGUAAAAAUCGAGGAUACUGGUAUGUCAGAGUCGAUGGAGAUGGAUCACAACUCAAGCGCUAACUUUGAUGAGCAGAUGUUCUCUCCUCCAAUGCACUGUGAGUCGAAGGGAAGCCCUUCACCGGAGAAACCUGCCCAAGAGCAGGAGAGCAAAAACACUGCCAAGGAUAAGGGCAUGGACCCGGCCUUCCCCCUGGUUUACGAGCAGCCUCGCCACAUACAGUACGCCACCCACUUCCCCAUUCCUCAGGAGGAGAACGCAAGUCAUGAGUGUAACCAGCGUCUGGUGGUUCUCUAUGGAGUAGGCAAGCAGCGAGAUGAAGCUCGCCACGCCAUCAAGAAGAUCACCAAAGACAUCCUGAAGGUUCUCAACCGCAAGAGUACAGCAGAGACAGGAGGUGAGGAAGGCCAGAAGAGGAAGAGGAGUAAACCCGAGGCCUUUCCCACUGCUGAAGACAUUUUCUCUAAAUUCCAGCACCUCUCACACUUUGACCAGCACCAGGUCACCUCUCAGGUGUCCAGGAAUGUUCUGGAGCAGAUCACCAGCUUUGCCUUAGGGAUGUCCUAUCACCUCCCACUGGUCCAACACAUCCAGUUCAUCUUCGACCUCAUGGAGUACUCUCUCAAUAUAAGUGGCCUCAUUGACUUUGCUAUACAGCUGCUGAAUGAAUUGAGUCUGGUGGAAGCAGAACUGCUGCUGAAAUCCUCCAACCUGGCCGGCAGUUACACUACAGGUCUCUGUCUGUGUAUUGUGGCCGUUCUGCGGAGAUACCACUCCUGCCUCAUCCUCAACCCUGACCAGACCGCACAGGUCUUUGAUGGGCUGCGGAUCGUAGUAAAGUCUGGCGUGAAUCCUGCAGACUGUUCCUCAGCUGAACGCUGUAUCCUGGCCUAUCUCUACGACCUCUAUACCUCCUGCAGUCACCUAAAGAGCAAGUUUGGAGAGAUUUUCAGUGAGUUCUGCUCAAAGGUCAAGAACUCCAUCUACUAUAACAUUGACCCAUCAGACUCCAACAUGCUGUGGGAUCAGAUGUUCAUGAUCGAUGCCAUCGCUAACCCUACCGCACACAAUAUCAACCACUCCAUGGUGGGAAAGAUCCUCAACGACAGCCCAGCUAACCGCUACAGCUUUGUGUGUAACGUGCUCAUGGACGUGUGUGUGGACCAUCGUGAUCCUGAGAGGGUGAAUGAUAUCGGUAUCCUGUGUGCGGAGCUGACGGCGUACUGUCGCUCUCUCAGUGCUGAGUGGUUGGGAGUGCUCAAGGCUCUCUGCUGCUCUUCCAACAACGGCAACUGCGGCUUUAACGAUCUACUCUGCAACGUUGACGUGAGUGAUCUUUCUUUCCAUGACUCACUGGCGACAUUCGUCGCUAUCCUGAUAGCUCGGCAGUGUUUGUUGCUGGAGGAUCUGGUGCGCUGCGUGGCCAUCCCCUCUCUCCUGAACGCAGCCUGUAGUGAGCAGGAUUCUGAACCUGGAGCCAGACUGACCUGCAGGAUCCUGCUUCAUCUGUUCAGAACCCCACAGCGCAACCCCUGUCCACAAGACGGCACCAAAUCAGACAAAUCCACAGUGGGCAUCAGAUCGUCCUGCGACCGACACUUGCUGGCUGCUUCUCAGAACAGCAUUGUGGUGGGGGCCGUGUUUGCCGUGUUAAAGGCCGUUUUCAUGCUGGGAGAUGCUGAGCUGAAGGGUUCUGGCUUCUCCCAUCCUGCUGGCUUGGACGACAUUGGAGAGGAUGACAUGGGCUCCAAAAAAUCUGGAGGACGUAACGUCUCUAUUGAAACAGCCAGUCUGGUGGUUUACGCCAAGUAUGUGCUGAAGAGCAUCUGCCAGCAGGAAUGGGUCGGCGAGCGGUGUUUGAAGUCUCUGUCGGAGGACAGCAGUGCACUGCAGGAUCCAGUGCUGGGGAACAUCCAGGCUCAGCGGUUACUGCAGCUCAUCUGUUACCCACACAGGCAGCUGGACAGCGAGGAGGGCGAGAAUCCUCAGAGACAGCGCAUCAAACGCAUCCUGCAGAACAUGGACCAGUGGACCAUGAGACAGUCGUCUCUCGAGCUACAGCUCAUGAUCAAGCAAUGCUCGCCUAAUUCAAACUCAACUAAUGUAAGCUCAACUAAUGAGCUGUAUGCUCUUCAGGAAAAUAUAGCCAAGGCCACCAUAGAAGUUUUCCAGAAAUCUGCUGAGAUGAACUCUAGUAAUCCCACCUGGAAUGGCUCCGCUGUCUCUGGCGGCUCCGUCUCCAAUAGCAACAGUGCCAGCAAGCUGAAACCUGUGCUCAGUUCCUCUGAGCGUUCGGGUGUCUGGUUAGUGGCCCCUCUGAUUGGUAAGCUGCACACCUCAGUGCAGGGUCACGUCCUGAAGGCCGCUGGUGAAGAGCUGGAGAAGGGACAGCACCUGGGACCCUCCUCGCGAAAAGAAAGAGAUCGGCAGAAACAAAAGAGUAUGUCUCUCUUGAGCCAGCAGCCCUUCCUGUCUCUGGUGCUGACGUGUCUCAAGGGACAAGAUGAGCAGAGAGAAGGUCUCUUGACUUCCCUUUACAGCCAAGUCCAGCAGAUUGUGACGAACUGGCGUGAGGACCAGUACCAGGACGACUGCAAAGCCAAGCAGAUGAUGCACGAGGCGUUGAAGCUGAGACUCAAUCUGGUGGGCGGGAUGUUUGAUACGGUACAGCGUAGCACACAGCAAACGACAGAGUGGGCGGUGCUUCUGCUGGACAUCAUCAGCAGUGGUACUGUGGACAUGCAGUCAAACAAUGAGCUCUUCACUACGGUGUUAGACAUGCUGAGCGUGUUGAUUAACGGCACUUUGGCGGCUGACAUGUCCAGCAUCUCUCAGGGCAGUAUGGAGGAGAACAAGAGGGCCUACAUGAACCUGGUCAAGAAGCUCAGGAAAGAACUCGGUGACCGUCAGUCCGAGAGCUUGGAGAAAGUGCGUCAGUUGCUGCCUCUACCCAAGCAGACACGUGAUGUCAUCACCUGUGAGCCCCAGGGGUCGCUCAUCGACACCAAGGGCAACAAAAUUGCUGGAUUUGAAAAGGAGGGUCUUCAGGUGUCGACUAAGCAGAAGAUUUCUCCAUGGGACGUGUUUGAGGGGCUGAAGCACUCUGCUCCGCUCUCCUGGGGCUGGUUCGGAACCGUGAGGGUCGAUCGCAAAGUCACAAAGUUUGAGGAGCAGCAGCGGCUCCUGCUUUACCACACCCACAUAAAGCCCAAACAACGCAGUUACUAUCUGGCACCCCUCAACCUGCCCCAAGAGGAGGAGGAGCCACCUACACCUGUGGCUCCCGAGCCGGACAAGAAGGUGGAAACAGGGAAGCAGGAGAAGAGCGUCAACAGUGUUGCAUCUGACAGUAAGAAGAAGAAGAAAAAGAAACAGCCAUCUGCAAAUAAACAAGAGGACUACAAGCCGCACAACCCAGGAGUCAUGCAGUACACGCCACCCAUGGACAUGGGCAUGGGCCAAUCGAACAUGCCUUUUCCGAUGGGUUAUCGGCCUCAAAUGAUCUAUGCCCAAAACCAGCCUCUACCACCAGGAGGCCCCGGUUUGGAGCCCCCUUUCCGUCCCAGGACUCCUAUGACCAAAAUUCCUCCACGUUCCUACACUAUGCCUAAUAUGCAGCCUGCUGGCAUGGGCAACAUGAUGGGAAUGGACAAGCAGUACCAGUUGACCUAUAAGCCAACACCCAACAUGGCUCAGGGGCAGAUUCUCCGUCAUCAGCUACAGGUCAGACUGGGGAGUCAUAAUCAUUUAAUUGGACAGCAGAUUAGACAAGUGGCACCUAAUCAACAGUAUCCACCAAUGCAGUCGACACAGAACAUGCCCCAUGGCUACACCCCCUACGGCUCACACAUGGGGAUUCAGCCACACCCCUCACAGACCGCUGGAAUAGUUCCUCCCUCGUACGGUAACCAGGGCUUCCAGGGAGGACAUCCUGGCACCAACCCAGGCAUGGUGGAUUCUCUCAGGCCAAUGCAGCAGAGGCCGAGUGGCUAUGUGCAUCAGCAGGCUCCCGGAACAUACGCACACGCAAUGCAGAACACACAAAGAUUCUCCCAUCAGUCCAUGCAGCAGGCGCCUAUGAUGCACGGCCUGGCUCCAGGACACCUGGGACCGCAGGGGAUGCACCCCAACAUGAGGCCUAAUCAGAUGAUGGACCAGCAGCAGCAGCAAGCUCAGCAGCAACAACAGCAGCUGAUAAGACAGCAUCCAGCUCUCCGACAACAGGUGCAGCAGCAACAGCAGCAGGUUCAACAACAAGUGCAGCAGCAACAGCAGGUUCAGGUGCAGCAGCAGCAGCAACAACAGCAGCAGCAGGUCCAGCAGCAACAGCAGGUUCAGCAGCAGCAGGUUCAACAACAACAACAACAACAACAACAACAGCAGCAGCAACAGCAGGCAUCAGCCCAGCCUCCCGCUCAGGCCCUGGGCAUGCAGGCUCUGCCCCCGCAGCAGCCCAUGUUCCCACGGCAAGGCAUGCAGCAGACCCAGCAGCAGCAGCAGACUGCAGCCCUGGUCCGACAGCUCCAGCAGCAGCUCUCAAAUACUCAACCUGGACAAAACACCAACUCAUAUUACUGAGCAUGAAUGAAUUUCAGUGGUGGCAAAGAAUGAUUUUGUGUCCACAUAAGCGGACCUUUGUGAGAUGAGGAACUCCUGAAAGAAGCCCACAGGGCUGGAUCUAGAGUAGAGGCAAACGUUGUUUUUCAGACAUGCAUUUCUGAAAGUCAUAGAAGCUUUGUUCUGUGAAACAUUGAGGUGAACAGUGAAAGUUUAUGUAAAAAGAAGUACAGGAAAUUAUAAAAAAUAUUGCAACUUUUUUAUUUUAUUUCAAUUUGUACAAUUUUUCAGUUUCGUGUAUUUCUCAUUAAAAAAAAAACCAUGUCACUUUUUAAACCUUGUCUUACAUUGUCGAAACAUUAUAGUGUUACCGUAAAGGGAUAUUUCACCCAAAAAUGACUCACCCUCAUGUCGUUCCACACCUGGAAGCCAUUUGUGAUCACAAAUGAAGAUCGUUUCAAUGAAAUCGCAGUCCCUCCAUUGACAGCUACAUAACUACCACUUUGACGCUUCAAAAAGAUAUCGUAAAACUAAUCCAUAUGAAGUGAGUGGUUUAGUCUGAAGAGACUUGAUCGCUUUACAUGAAUAACAGAUUUAAUUUAGCCUAAAUUCAAUCAAGCUAUCAUGUGUCUCCAGAAAAUUUGAACUAAUACACUCAAUUCAUUUGUAUUAGAUUUACAAUCUCUUUAUGAAGCGUCAAAGUGCUAGUUACGUAGCCAUGGAAGCUUGUUUCCGCCACAGAAUAAAAACGUUUAAAAGAUAAUUGCGAGUUUAUAUCUUGUAAUUCUGACUUAUUUCACGCAAAUCUGAGAAAUGGUCUCAAAUUGUGUGUUAUAGUCAAAAUCGUAAUUGUAACUCACAAUUUUGAUAUCUUUUCUCAGAAUUGUAAGAUAGAAACUCGCAAUCGCGAGUUAUAAAGUU
Messenger RNA from Pimephales promelas (fathead minnow), 7571 nucleotides. RefSeq names its product mediator complex subunit 12 (gene med12). The record is from RefSeq and is a predicted model, not a curated record. Gene Ontology annotation, biological process: positive regulation of transcription by RNA polymerase II. NCBI's taxonomy places the organism in Eukaryota, Metazoa, Chordata, Actinopteri, Cypriniformes, Leuciscidae. Gene Ontology annotation, cellular component: mediator complex. Gene Ontology annotation, molecular function: beta-catenin binding; transcription factor binding; transcription coactivator activity.